AUAACUCGGCGACCACGGAGCGAGGACGGUCUCAAAUAUUUUAGACUUGUAGUAUUUCCACCCGGGCCGCGACGAGCAGCGCAUCUCCACCGCGAUCAGCUUUUCCCAUAGCCUCACGCUGCGUGCCUUACGCUUUUUUCGACUCCAAAUCAGUUUCGGAUUCGUGAACCUCUGUGUUUCCCGCGUCGAAAUUCACCUCUCGCGACCGUCGCCGCCAGCCCUCGCCAUGGUUCGCCGAUCGACAUUCUUUUAGGUUAUGGUAAAGCCAAGUGUGUCAUGUACUUAUUUUGAAGUCAACAGGUUGUUGUGUUUUCGUCGCCCCCAUAUGUGCUUUUGUCCCUCGUGUUCGUGAGUAAUUUCGUGCGAUUUGUGUUCGUUUCUGUGCUCCCCAGUUUGUGCCCAUCGUUUAUGUCGGUUUGUUUUGGUUUAUGUGUUAUCAACGCCUCUGUGUGAUGGAUUAUUUUAAUUGUUGGAGUAUCUCUCUUCGAGGAAUGGAUAAUCCAAAAUUGAAAGGGGCAGCGUAGGGGAGAGUAGCCGGUAUGUAGUUGAGAUGCGUCAUGCGUAGUGGCACUGUCUGUGCUCGUGUAGAAUCUUGCUUGCCCUCGUCACUGACAGCGCCCAGUCAAAGAUUCGCAUCAGUACAGCUUCUCAACAGCCAUACGCUUUAUUUCGCCGUCGAGCCAAAGUCAAAAACAAAGGAUUUAUACCAACAAACAUGUGCCUACCUCUGUGCGCAAGGAAUGCUCGACACACAGCUCUUUGGCUUGGCCAUCGAGUUAGAUGGCGAGUUUCUGUUUGUUGACCCCGACUACAAACUAUCCAAGUAUGCACCGAAAAGUUGGAGGUCCUCUUCUACCCACGGAUUGGACAGCAAUGGAAAACCUCUUCUUACUUUCCAACUCCGAGUUCAGUUCUAUGUUGAAAGUCCGCUUUUACUCAGGGAUGAAUAUUCAAGACACCUCUAUUACCUUCAACUUCGGAAAAAUGUCAUUUCACGAGGCACACUCCAUGCAAGCGCCAGUGAGGAGAUCAUCUUUCUCCUCACUGGUCUUGCUCUCCAAGCAGAUUUCGGGGAUUUCAGUGAAAUUCAACAUACUGGACAGUAUUUUCAACUCUCGGACUAUUUUCCACCCCAUAUGCUCAGCAAUGGGAGUGAACCGAGAUUAUUUCAAACUGCUACAAACUUACAUAGGCAUAAUUGUAGUUUAUCUAAGGAAAGCGCUGAGAACGAAUUCAUCCGUGAGGCAUCCUCAGCGAGUAACUGCCCUCUCACCCACAACUCCCACCUCUAUCACCUUAAACAGAAGAAAAAUGACCCCAACCCAGGGACUGUUUCGCUGGCCAUUUCUACCACUGGUAUCAAACUCUACGAGGAUAGCCCGACCAAACCUGUUAGCGGUAACUUUUUGUGGGGCAAUAUCGGAAAGCUGGGUUUCGAUAGGAAAAAAUUCGAAAUUCGAGGUUCCAAUCCAGGGCCCUCGGCUGGUGAAAAAUUAGUGUAUUAUACUAGUAGCGAUGAAAAGAGCAAACAUUUGUUAAUGCUUUGUAAAGUAACGCAUCAAUUCUUAAUGGCAAUUCAACCAAGGCUUACAGAAAUCCAACAAAAAGAGGAAGAAGAACGGAAGAAGAGUCAAGAUUGGAAUACCAUGGGUAAACGGGAUACAUGCGAACGGAGCGACCAGCGGAUCUCUGUCAUUUCGAGCACCUCAAGCAAUACUACAUCUGGAAUAGUUUCUGACCGAGUCCAUAGUUUAGACGAAAGUGAAGAUGACCUCGAACUAGAAAUAAUGAUUAACACACCGCCAGUAGCAUCAGUAGAAAGUUUAGCGCUCGCUCAUUUACGGGAUAAUUUAAAUAGUUGUGAAAGUUCUCCUUCUCCUUGUUUGGCUUCUACCCAAGAUACUGUCAGUGACGAGGUAUCAGAGCCACCAUUUAGUAAUACCAAACACUUCACUCCAACAUCUUCUGCUUUAACAGAUGGAAGCCAGUGCUCUAGUUCAUGUUCCACCGUUGUUGUUGCCAGUCCUGUUUCUAUGAGAGAAGAUUUACCAACUCCGAAUCGACGGCGCCCAAGCACAAGUUCAAGUUUAGAGUUGGGUUUUAGUCACACGGCUGAAAAUUCUGUGGUCUCUGAUUUUACAAGCUGCAUGGAAUUAGAUUAUUCUGUUCAAAGUGCCCAUACCUCCAGUGGCAUCUAUACCUUGCGUUCAAGCUGUGAAACCAACACUGUUGCCAACACAACGAUUGCUUGCUCAUCAGAAACUAGUGGAAUUUGUCAUACAAGUGUCGGCGAUUCUGAAGGCCAGAGAUCAAGAAGUGGAUCGAUUGUGUCUGCCUCUGGUAGUUUCCACGGUGAUGGAAGUGACCCGUCAGAUGCAGGGCGGGGCGCGUUACUCUCUGCCGAAGAACUUUCGGACCUUAUCGUCGGAAGAAGCCCCAAACCACGGAGGGGCGUGUAUCCUUCUCGUGCCACUGUCAGCUCAACACUAGAUUCCGAUUCGGAUUAUGUAACUCUUCCUCCUCCCCCACUCCCUCCACCGAGGUCUGAUUCCAUCAACGCAAUGGACUAUUCACUCCGAUCACGCUGCCUCUCCUCUCCGAGCAACACGAUGCUAACAUAUCAUAGCGAUCGUAUUGAGGGCUCACUCUCACAACUGUCUCUGUGCUCCUCUAACCGAAAAGUGAAUGGAUUCGAUGAGCCAGUUUUUCCUGGGCAUACGAUGCAUGUACCUCAACAGCCAAUUGCCACACCCCAGUCUCCGUCUUACCAGAAAACUGCCCCUUCGUACUUAUUGCCAAACCCAACCUCGAUAGCCCCACCACUAGUCCAAAGACCCCAUUACCUCCCUGUCACCAGCAACAGUCAAAUAUCAUCUUAUCCUGGUACUCCGCUUACCCUCUCUCAAGAGUUCUCCCAUUCUCAGCCGUCCAUGGACCAAAAUCAUUUUGUACCCAAGUAUUGGCAGCAGUAUUCUCCCCUGAGCUCAAUACCCUCCCCGCCAGAAAGCACCAGUGCUAGAUUCAUCACGAGUAAACCUCAUAUCAAUUUAAUGGCAGCACACACAAUGGUGUCAACGAAUCCACCUUCAAAUUACACCGUAUCCCCAACGUAUCACCCAGUUUCUAGUCCCAGUGACAGAAUCAGUCAGCAGCAGCGAAAUAUUCCUAUUGAUGCUGCAUCUCGAAUGAAAAUCAAACAUGAUGCUUUCCACUCUAACUUGAUCCCGAUCGUCGGAAGUAACAACUACCUCGAUGUGCGAGGAAGUGGUGCUGCUUACCUACAGCAAAUUCAUCAGGCAAACCCCCCUCCUCCCCCUCCCCCCAGAUCAUCCCUUGCGACAGUCUACACGAGUCAAGUAACGCGAAGUCAAAUUGAGCAGUUCAAGCAGCAGCUAUACUCUGAUGUUGAUUAUGUUAUCUAUCCGAUGCAGGACCCGGCCAUCAGUAAACAGGAAUACAUCGACUCAAAGCUUCUUCGUCACUACAACCAAAUGUAUGCACCGCCGCCAUAUCCAUCCUACCGCUCAUAUUCCGGUAAAUCGCGUGUCAUCUACCGCAGCACACCCAAUGUUGCCGUUGCCAGUAGCUACAUUCCAGUUUCAUUUAGCAAUUCAAUUGUUGGACCUGGACAGAAAUUUGCGUCGAACCAGAAUCUAGUAGAAUAUGGUUACCCCGGUUCCACGUAUUCGUAUCUGUCGAGUCAUCCGUCGUCUACUUCGCCACUUUACUCUGCAGCUGCAUCGUACUCAUCUUCCUCACAAAGUCUCUGCUAUGAUCCUUUGUCGUACCAUUUGAGCGUUCCCAAAGUCCCUGUUUUACCGGCAGGUUUCAACAGAACCCGGUCAGAUGACAAUAUCCUAAACUGCGUUUAUGAAGAAAGUUUGUUACCAACACCAGAGAAGCCAAGGAUUCGACGGCCACCGCCUCCUCCGCCUUAUGAUAUUCAAGUGAACAGUUCAACUGACCUACCAGCAUCAAAAUCUUUCGCUGUUAGUGCACCACCUGUUGCAAACCAGAAACCAAUCAACAAUCCAAUCUCUCCCGGGUCUUCAGUGGUUUCGACGCUUCUGAAAACUGCGGCUGAAGAAACAAACAAGGUGAAUCCUAGCGUCAGUUCAAACGUAGGGAAUAGUGCAGAUGAACUAACCACCAUAAAUGGGAGGCGAAAAGAAUCCGGGAACGGUAUGCUUGACAUCCGUACUCUUCGCGAGAAGAGCCGCAACCUGGACCUCCCAUUAAUAUCAGCCUUAUGCAAUGAUAAGUCUCUGUUAAAACAGACAAACGCUUUUGUGCUGCCAAAACAUCCGAGCAAAAAACUGAAAAAAAAUGACAAACGACCGGUGUCAUGGCAUGUAGAUUCUAAUGGGGACAAGGCUACAGCACCUGUCAUCGAUAAGAGCGGGGAAAUUUCCCCGAGCAAAAAGAAUUCUCUGUUUGCAUCGUUUUUGUCCGGUAAAUCAAUGAGCAACGGGUCCACAUCUAACUCUCCGUCCUUGAAACAUUCCCUCUCGCAUUCGGGUAUGUCGAACAGCAAGUUAAAGUACCCUGUGUCGGGCUUAUCGACCAACCAGAUCUUCAAGCCUAGUAAAAAAGCUGGUGCAAGCAGGCACACGCAUCCAGCGGACAAAUCAACCUCUGGUGAAUCUGUCAAAACUACUUCAAUAGUGAGUAAGAGUGCAAAAAUAAGCCACAGCAAAAGUGCCACCAAUAUUUCGACGAACGGAAUCAAAAAAGAGAAAUCUCAGGAAACCAUUGUAACAUAGACACCUUUGUGGAAAUUUCUCUUCCUCUCAAAACUUUACGCUCCGUGAGCGUAUUUCUUUGACAGUCCUUCAGUAGAUAAAUGUUUAUUCUGUUGCUGUUUUGCCAUUAGUUUUAACCUCCUACUGUAUUCAUAGGCCAAUUAUUUGGUUAGAAUUGUAGGAAUAUUAGGAAGAAAUUUGUGAGUUAAUAAUAAACUAAUCCUUAACUACUGUGCCAUUGCACCGAAGAAAUAUUUGAUCUUGCUUUCUUUAAGCCUAAAUGAUCAAUGAUGUUGAUCAGGUUUUCACAAUUGCCAGGUAACCUACAGUGUGGAAGUCUUGAUUCCUUCUGGCAAUGCCAAAUCGAUUCUCUUUAAUUCCAAGGAGGAUUAAUUUAUAAACAAGGAAUAUUGUUUAUACUAAGUUCAAAGCCCCAUCAUUUUUAAAAACUCUUGAAUUCCUCCACCUUUUGUCAUUAAUUUUCGGACUAAUGUAUUGAUGGGCAGUAGCUCGUCGAAACAUACGCUCAGACUUAAGCAACAAGAGGUAAAGCAAUUUACGAGUUUUUAAAAAAUCAAGCAGUUUUAUACCUAGCUAUUCUCCUUGUUGGCCCAAAAUUUUCUCACAAUUUAUCAGUUGUUUUUCUGAAGCAAUGGAAUUUAUGUUUGCCCUACAACCUUAUCUAUUUUAUGCCACAAUAAGUAGGAAUUAAAAUUUUUCAUGGGGCAAGAAUUUCAUAUGUGCCAUUCGUAAGUUGUUCAAAACAACACCCGUCUCAAGCCUCAUGUUUUGGAGUUGUCUCGUUCCAAGGGUAGAGAAGCUAUUUUGAUACUAAAUUUUUUAUCAAAAUUAUGCAACAUAAGUUGCAGCAGUUUCUAAGUAAUACAUUUAGCAGUCAGACAGGUCACUAAUUGCUAAAUUUGUGGAUCAAGCUCUGUAAAUGUAUUACUUAUUAUGUACAUGAAACAAUACUAGGCAUAGUCUGUCUUAGUCAGUUUCUUAGUUUCUAUUUUUUACUUUUGUAAAUAUUGUAAUUAGUAAGAUUGUAGAUACAGCUUGAUGAAAAGUGUAAUUUGUUGCUGUACAUAGUUUCUGUAAAGAAUCUGAUUUAAAUUGAAAACAAACAAAAAAAAUUAAAAAAUUGGGAAAAAAGAAAAAAAUUAACUUUCUUCAAUUAAUGUUGUGCAAUUUUUAAAUAUUUAUUAGGUAAUUUGUGUUUUGACUAAAUUUGCUCAAUUUUUUUAAUCUGUCUUACCUGUUUUAUCUUUUAAUCUGAUAGGUAACGAAUUUUAUUAGAGACCAAAAACCAACCUUGUCCCAAAAAUCUACAACAAUUUGUUGUCAAAGAAUCAAAGCAAAGUUAUACUGAAUAGCUAUAUUUAGUCCCUCGCCGCUGUUUUCAGAACAUUUCUUGGGCUUUAAGAUAGCCACUUUUGAUUCUUUGAUGUUGUUUUUAAAACUUUUUGUAAGCCCCAAGAAUGUGUUGAGUCAUGCCUAAGAUCAUUAUUUAUCAGCCACUUUUAAAUGUAUGUUAGUGUAUUUUCACCCUCACAAUGAUGAUGAGUCCAUGAGAUACAUAUUCAUUCUUUUAACUUCAAAGAUGUAAUCUUGAUGGGACGAUCACACAUUUCAAACUGCCAUAACAUUGUAUCAGUCUUUUGUCGUUUGAGACCUUACAAAUUUUGGAAGUGUGAAAUCAAAGAGAAAAUCAAUCUGUUUGCAACUCUUGUCCUUUUUAAAAUUUUAGACUUACUAGAGCCUUUUUUAGCAUCUUCAAAAAUAUGUUUUUUUUCUCAAGGCAGUAAUGUCCGACUAUCCGAAGAUUUGUGGUGAGAGCUGCAAUACCUAUCUUAAAAAUCCUGUUACGAAACCACCAAAAAAAGACUGGAAAAAAGCCAUUCUUGGCUCUGUUUGCAACCUAAAAGCAAAAGCUUGGCCAAUUCUCUAUCGACUUUUUGAAAUGUAAGUUAUUCAAUUGAGUUAAAAACAUGAAAAACCGGUAUGGAUUUUCAAUUUUUGCGCGAUCGACAGGUUUUCAUUGUUUCGACCACUCUGGACCAAAAACUCAAUCUUGACUCCGUCCAAUAGCUGGAGCAUCAAAUAAUCAGGGCAAUAUCUCCUUCAAUAGUUGUCCCUGACACCUGUGGUUUGAAUGGACUUAUUGUUUUUGUUUCUCUAAAAGAUUCAAAAAUCAAAACAUGAUUUUACAAUUAGUGUAAUUGAUCUAUGUAUUAUUGGAGAUGCAAACAAGAAAAGAAUAUACAUGCUCAAAAAUUUGUAAUGAAGUUACCCAGAAGUUGAGGAAAUUACUCAAAUUGUAGCUCAGUAAAUUCUAUAUCAGUGGUAAAAGGGUCCUGUUCCCUUGUGGUUUACUUAAAAAACUGUUUUUAGAUGAGCCGAGGUCUUCGUGGAACUGCAACAGAUCGCAGUUUCCUUUCAUAGGAUGAAUGCAAAUUGAAUCGCUUUAAAUUUACUUCCUGCAUAGUUGAUAUGUAAUUUUUGAUGUGUCUCUGCUGGUGCCAUUUUAAAAUUUUUCAGUACACUUGUCAUAAACACGAUCAAAAAUGGGGUUUAGAGUGAGUAGUCAAGCUUAGGUUUGAUGAGGAAAGCCUAAAUGUGCCGUUUUUCAUCAAAGGCAGGGAUUUUUUUGGACGUCCUACUCCUUUCUUUGCCUCAAAGCAAGGUGUGCACACAUUAAAAUUAAAAAACUGAUGAUUUUCAUCUUUACUAAAAUGUUUAAGGUCAACCACUUAUUGUGGAACUGAGUUCUCUCAAUUUCAGAGUGUCUCAAACAUUACUUUCAUUUUAUCUCAAAUUGGAAAAAUCACUGUACGGACUAUUUCUCAUUUUUACAUUAUAAGCAGAAAUUGUAACUGUAGUUUUUUUUUUUUUUUUUUUUUUUUUUUUUUUUUUUUCUUUAGCAAAGUCUAACAUACGAAGCUAAUCUUGGGUGACAGACAAACUGAAAAUGUGUUUUAUAUGCUAGCAUUGGUCAUUUUGCUCAUAAAAUACAUACAGCUUAACUUCCCUUAUGUAGAUUUUAAGAGCCUUAAGUUAGCCGUUUUCAGAAUAAAAUGGACUAAUAUUUUGCCAAGUGCCUUAAUAGAGUUACCAAGGUGUAGGUUCAUUUUUAUUUUUUGAUCCAUCAUGUCCUUAAUCUGAUCUAGCUUUGUAGUCGUCAUACAAUAAUACCAGUAAUACACGCACACACUAAUCAGUAUGAAAAGCUAUUACACAUUAUGAAAAUUUAUUUAAACAUAUUCUUCUGGUCUAAAUGUCAUUUCUUUGAUUUCAAGUUUUAUUAUGAGAUGUGAUCAGAUCCCUGUGCUUUUUCUUUCCGGUGUUGUGUCUGCGAUGGAAAACCUGCAAGGACACAAAUGGAAGUUUCUAAAUCCCCAAUAGCUUGAUUAUAUUUCAGCAUGUUCCUUAAACCUUCUUAACUUAUGUACUUUCCCUUGGUGUUGAGGGGGUUGCAUUUUGCCAUAAAAUUAUAAGGAGGAUAGGGAAAUGAUGAAUUUCCUUUUAUCGAGAUCGCUCUUAGAUUUCUUGAUAGUAAUAACUCUCGAUUAUGGUAGAUGAGUGCACAGCAUUCGAAGUUCAAUUCAAAAUUUUUGAGUCCAUUUAAUUUCUUAUUCAGCCAGGUUUAAAUUUUCAUAAUGAAAUGGACAUUAUGUUGGGUAUAAAGAUUUGAAAAAUCUAUCGUAGCUUGAAGAAGGGAUUGGCUCUAAUAAUUUUCCCCACCGGCAUGCAAGAAAGAAAGUUUUGUUUCAUGUUAAUGUCCAAUCUUUGAAAAAUUUGAGAAAUUUGUUCUGAAGUGGAGUACAGAGGCAUGAAAAUAUAACACUUCCGGCUAAUUUUUUUUACUUUUUGUUUUAAUGAGCAAAAUUAACACCUAAACUCUCUUUACUCAACAGUUUUCUCAAAGUUUCCAAAGCCUGAUAAUAUUUUAAAAUGUUGUGUAGGUAUUUGUACAAAUAGCAACUUAGUUAAAUUAUUUGUGAAUUUUUUUAUUUUUUUUUUUAAAAAAUUUUUGUUAUACCUAAAUACUAUAUUUUAUACCAGUGCUCAAUUGAAGCUGCGGAUUAAAACUGCAGUUUCAUGCCGCUGCAGUGGGUAUCACACUGUUUGGCGGUAUUCUAUUUUGUUGAUUUUAUAAUUUAUAUUUGUUAGGUUUUUAUUGUUAGUUUUAUCCAUCAAAAUCAGUGUGAAGAAACACUGAGUUAAAUUUUCAAAACAAACCGUAGAAUUUUGUACGUAAAGAAGCAAACAUCUGUGCCAAUUGCAUACAAAUUCCUUAACAAUUGUACUUUAUCAUAUUUCUACUUAUUUAUUUAUUAUUUUUUAUCUGUCGAUUAUUAAAUCAAUCGAAAAACUGA
This is a messenger RNA of Bemisia tabaci, 9118 nucleotides long. It is a transcript of the gene ex, whose product is annotated as FERM domain containing expanded. Gene Ontology annotation, biological process: positive regulation of hippo signaling. NCBI's taxonomy places the organism in Eukaryota, Metazoa, Arthropoda, Insecta, Hemiptera, Aleyrodidae. The record is from RefSeq and is a predicted model, not a curated record. Gene Ontology annotation, cellular component: cytoplasmic side of apical plasma membrane; cytoskeleton.